CGUCCGAUACUUCGGGUACCGACGCACUUUCUGCCAAGAGACCGUCGAUGGCCAGUAUGUGACGUUUCAUACGGUUCGCCGUGGGAUAUCCGCGAUGGUAUAUGUACAAGGUUCACGACCAUGAACGCGUGCCGCAAGUCCUGGAUAGAUACUGAGGCGGCCAUCACAGUGUCGUCUGACUACGGGGUGCAGCAAGACGACAUCUACGUGCCCGAGUCCAUGCGCCAGUGUGUGCAGAUCGAUAGCAAAUUUAUCUUGGCCACUAAUGACGACUCGCUGUCAUGCGUUGCUGACAACGACGGUCACCAGUGCCGCACCUACAGCAGUUAAUCUCAAUGCAUAUACGCCGUCGCCAAGAAAACGCUUCCGAAGUUGAUUGCGUACGACAACGAGCGCGUUGAGAAAAAAUUGAACUUUUACGCGAUCUAUUACUAGGCAAUAAAAACUCUCAGUAACCAUGGACAAAGUAAAGGCGCUCUGUGAUUCACA
Sphaeroforma arctica JP610 is the source of this 489-nucleotide messenger RNA. RefSeq lists its product as hypothetical. The transcript has a single exon. NCBI's taxonomy places the organism in Eukaryota, Ichthyosporea, Ichthyophonida. Bases 121 to 330 code for a protein of 69 amino acids. The record is from RefSeq and is a predicted model, not a curated record.